Messenger RNA from Syngnathus acus (greater pipefish), 2277 nucleotides. It is a transcript of the gene me1, whose product is annotated as malic enzyme 1, NADP(+)-dependent, cytosolic. The transcript has 14 exons. Gene Ontology annotation, molecular function: malate dehydrogenase (decarboxylating) (NADP+) activity; NAD binding; malate dehydrogenase (decarboxylating) (NAD+) activity. Gene Ontology annotation, cellular component: mitochondrion. NCBI's taxonomy places the organism in Eukaryota, Metazoa, Chordata, Actinopteri, Syngnathiformes, Syngnathidae. The record is from RefSeq and is a predicted model, not a curated record. Gene Ontology annotation, biological process: malate metabolic process; pyruvate metabolic process. Bases 86 to 1852 code for a protein of 588 amino acids.
UCGGCUUGGCUUGGCUUGGCUUGGACCUGCACGUCGCAUCCACUUGUUGUGUUCAGAGCAGUUGUCGCUAUUUAGAGACAUCAACAUGGCACACGGGCUGGCUCGAAAGGAAUCCGGCGACCCGUUGAUGUCCAAAUCAGACGACAACAGGAGAACUUUCUUGUACACAAAAAAGAGGGGCUAUGAGGUUACCCGAAACCCUCACCUCAACAAAGGCAUGGCAUUCUCCCUGGAAGAACGUCUGCAGCUGGGAAUCCACGGCCUGCUUCCUCCAUGCUUCAUUACUCAGGACGUCCAGCUGUUAAGAGUGCUUAAGAACUAUGAAAUGAAGAAAGAUGACCUGGAUAGAUAUGUGUUUUUGAUGGGACUCCAGGAUCGCAGUGAGAAGCUCUUCUACCGUGUGGUUUUGUCCGACAUAGAGAGAUUCAUGCCUAUCAUUUACACUCCCACCGUUGGCCUUGCUUGCCAACAAUACAGCGUGAUAUUUAGAAGACCGAGAGGUCUAUUCAUCACUAUCCAUGACCGUGGCCACAUUGCAUCAAUACUGCAGAAGUGGCCAGAAAAUGAUGUCAAGGCUGUGUGUGUAACUGACGGUGAGAGGAUCUUGGGCCUGGGAGACCUUGGAUGCAAUGGGAUGGGAAUUCCAGUGGGCAAGCUGGCUCUGUACACAGCGUGUGGAGGUGUCCCACCACAGCAGUGCCUGCCUGUCCUGCUUGAUGUGGGCACAGACAAUGAGGCACUUUUGCAGGAUCCACUGUACAUUGGGCUCAGGCACAGGAGGGUGCGAGGCCAAGCAUAUGAUGACCUACUGGAUGAAUUUAUGAAGGCUGUGUCAGACAGAUAUGGAAUGAACUGCCUGAUUCAGUUUGAAGACUUUGCCAACGUUAACGCUUUCCGUCUGCUCAGCAAGUACAGAAACAUGUACUGUACAUUCAACGAUGACAUCCAAGGGACCGCUGCAGUAGCUGUAGCUGGACUUUUGGCAGCGCUCCGCAUCACCAGGAGCAAAAUGAGUGACCAUACUAUAGUUUUCCAAGGUGCAGGAGAGGCUGCGAUGGGGAUUGCUGAGCUGAUUUCAAUGGCCAUGGUGAAAGAGGGCCUUGCAAAGGAAGACAGUUUAAGAAGGAUUUGGAUGGUUGAUUCCAAGGGCCUCAUUGUCAAGGGUCGAGAUCACCUGACGCACGAGAAGGAGAGAUUUGCUCAUGAGCACCCACAGAUGAAGACCCUGGAGGAUGUGGUCCGUGAACUGAAACCCACAGCUCUAAUUGGUGUGGCAGCUGUGGCUGGCGCCUUCUCUGAGCAGAUUAUCAGGGACAUGGCAUUCUUCAACAAUCACCCCAUCAUCUUUGCUCUCAGCAACCCGACCAGCAAAGCAGAAUGCACUGCAGAGCAAUGUUACACAUUCACAGAGGGGCGGGGCAUCUUUGCCAGUGGCAGCCCAUUCAACCCUGUCACCUUACCUGACGGGAGGACGCUGUACCCUGGUCAAGGAAACAACGCCUAUAUCUUUCCUGGUGUGGGCCUCGGUGUCACCGCCUGCGCUAUUCGACAUAUCAAUGAAGAUGUUUUUCUUACUGCUGCAGAGACUCUUGCUGACCUAGUGACAGAGAAGGACCUUUUAGAGGGAAGACUGUAUCCACCUCUCAGCGACAUCAGGGAGGUCUCUCUUGUGCUGGCAGUCAAGAUAAUAGAAUAUGCCUAUGAGCACAACAUGGCCACACUUUGCCCGGAGCCCUCUGACAAAGAAGCAUAUGUGCGCUCACUAAUUUUCACCACUGACUAUGAUGACUUUACUGCGGAGUCAUAUCGCUGGCCAGAGGAAAGCAUGAAAAUUCAGUCAUGCAAACUUUGACAUUGUGAGCCUCUGAGAAGCCAUUAUCUUCCAAACACACAGGACGGAGGACCUGUCUACAGUUUAUUUUUCCUGAACUGUACAAGUGUGAAAUUUAUGGUAAACAACACUGGCCUGAGAGCACCACGGAUUUUUUAUGCUGCUGAACAGAAUUUCCACGCUGUUUUGGGCAUUACUUUCCCGACUAAUUUUCCUGGUAGUUGAGAUUUACUCAUUAAUUUAAUGUAAUAGGGGUUAUUGUAGGUGGAAUAGAUUUUCUUCAUCAGAAUGUCUUAAAUAUGAACCACAGACAUAUUGCAUUGCAGUGUGCAACCCUAUCUAAUGCACAAAUUCUGUGAAAUUUUACUGUUAAUAUUACUGUAUUUGCAUGAUGCCAUCUACUGUAGUAUGUGAAAUUUUUUAGAAUAAAAAUAGUUUUGAAUGUU